This is a messenger RNA of Hibiscus syriacus, 2248 nucleotides long. Its product is annotated as transmembrane 9 superfamily member 1-like. Gene Ontology annotation, biological process: protein localization to membrane. The record is from RefSeq and is a predicted model, not a curated record. Bases 166 to 1947 code for a protein of 593 amino acids. NCBI's taxonomy places the organism in Eukaryota, Viridiplantae, Streptophyta, Magnoliopsida, Malvales, Malvaceae. Gene Ontology annotation, cellular component: membrane. The transcript is spliced from 12 exons.
UAAGAAGAAAAAUUAGAGACCUGGUUUCAUGUAAGCAAAACGCAAAUAAAGACUGUCUCUCCCAAAUCUACAACAAGAUCAAAACAAGAAAAAGAAAAGGGGGAGAACUCAGCAGCAUUCAUUUCGAAUCUGCCUCGGGAACCUUUCAGAUCCGAGCACCGUCCGAUGGUCGCAAUGUCCUCCUCCUCCGCCGUCCGAUCCUUCACUGUUUUCGCCGCCGUUUACUUCUUCCUCUCUCUCGCUUUCGCUGCCGAGUCAGAUCACAAGUAUCAACCAAAUGAUCCAAUUACUUUAUGGGUAAAUAAAGUUGGUCCGUACAACAAUCCUCAAGAAACGUAUAACUAUUACAGCCUUCCAUUUUGUCAACCGGGGUUGAAUCCUGCUCACAAAUGGGGUGGCCUUGGUGAGGUCCUUGGUGGAAAUGAACUGAUUGAUAGCCAAAUUGAUAUCAAAUUCCAAAAGGAUGUGGACAAAGGUGUCAUUUGUCAACUGGAACUUGAUGAAGCAAAGGUCAAACAGUUCAAGGAUGCAAUUGAGAACAGCUAUUGGUUUGAAUUCUUCGUAGAUGAUCUGCCUUUAUGGGGCUUUGUUGGUGAGCAGCACCCUGAUAGGAACAGUGAAAAUGGCAAGCAGGUCCUCUACACACAUAAGAAUGUUGUUAUUAAAUACAAUAAGGAUCAGAUUAUUCAUGUCAAUCUCACACAAGAGGGUCCAAAACCACUGGAGGCAGGGAGAAUUUUGGACAUGACAUAUUCUAUCAAAUGGCUUCCUACUAAUGUCACUUUCGCUCGUCGCUUUGAUGUUUACUUAGACUAUCCUUUCUUUGAACACCAAAUCCAUUGGUUCUCUGUUUUCAAUUCAUUCAUGAUGGUUAUCUUUCUCACUGGUUUGGUGUCAAUGAUCUUAAUGCGAACCCUGAGAAACGACUAUGCAAAAUAUGCUCGGGAAGAUGAUGAUUUGGAAACAUUGGAAAGGGAUGUGAGUGAAGAGUGUGGUUGGAAACUUGUCCAUGGUGAUGUAUUUAGGCCUCCAAGCAAUUUGGCUUUGCUUUCUGCUGUUGUUGGCACAGGCGCUCAGUUAGCAUUGCUUGUUCUCCUUGUCAUCUUAUUGGCAAUUGUGGGAACUUUGUAUGUCGGGAGAGGAGCAAUUGUCACCACUUUUAUACUGUGUUACGCGUUUACAUCAUUCAUUUCUGGUUAUGUGAGUGGUGGAAUGUAUUCACGAAAUGGGGGUAAAAGUUGGAUAAAGUCAAUGAUCUCUACGGCAUCUCUAUUUCCAUUAUUGUGCUUUGGGAUUGGAUUCAUCCUGAACACAGUUGCUAUAUUUUAUGGAUCUCUAGCUGCUAUUCCUUUUGGUACAAUGGUGGUGGUCUUCGUAAUUUGGGCUUUCAUUUCAUUCCCCCUGGCUCUUCUUGGUACAGUUGUUGGAAGAAACUGGAGUGGUGCUCCAAAUAAUCCAUGCCGUGUGAAGACCAUUCCUCGCCCAAUCCCGGAGAAGAAAUGGUAUCUCACACCCUCUGUGGUCUCUCUGAUGGGAGGACUUCUGCCGUUUGGAAGCAUAUUCAUUGAAAUGUAUUUUGUCUUCACAUCAUUCUGGAAUUACAAGGUUUAUUAUGUCUAUGGUUUUAUGCUGCUUGUCUUCCUGAUUCUCAUCAUUGUAACCAUUUGUGUGACAAUUGUCGGGACUUAUUUCUUGCUAAAUGCCGAGAACUAUCACUGGCAGUGGACGUCAUUCUUCUCUGCUGCCUCAACCGCUGUUUAUGUGUAUUUGUAUUCGGUAUACUACUAUUCUGUGAAAACCAAGAUGUCAGGUUUCUUCCAGACGAGCUUCUACUUCGGAUACACUUUGAUGUUUUGUCUUGGUUUGGGAAUUCUCUGCGGAGCUGUUGGUUUUCUUGGUUCGAAUUUGUUCGUAAGGAGGAUCUACAGAAACAUCAAGUGUGACUAGAACCUAAGUAGAACCGUCAGCGCUCAGGAUUUUGAGGCAAUAAACAUCGAGAGGAAGCUUUGGUUGGUUAUAGGGACCCUGCAAAACCUACUGAAGAAAUAACAGGGUUUACUGUAGGGAUGUAUUCUCGGUUCCCACGAUUUUUGUUCCACCUUUCUUUUUUUUUCUUUUUUUCGCCCAGAUUGUAAUGGGAUGCCCCGAUUUCAGAAUUCAGAUAAUUGUUUUAUAAUUCAAAUAGGUAGCUAAAAAGUAUUAAACUCGUGUCAUUUUGUUAUAUACUAUCGUCCUUGAUCCAUUUGCA